Messenger RNA from Alternaria arbusti, 939 nucleotides. RefSeq lists its product as uncharacterized. Bases 1 to 939 code for a protein of 312 amino acids. The transcript has a single exon. The record is from RefSeq and is a predicted model, not a curated record. NCBI's taxonomy places the organism in Eukaryota, Fungi, Ascomycota, Dothideomycetes, Pleosporales, Pleosporaceae.
AUGUUCUCUCAACUUGCAGCUUCCAAGAGCGAUCAGGCCACUGUCAUCACCAAGCCUGCCAUGCAAGAGCAUAAUGAUGUUGUUCUGGAGCAAAAUCACCCAGAUAAGCCAGACCACCAAGACUGCCCAGAAUUCCAGGCGGCCAAGAAGCACGAAGCCUUCUUGCAGCUAAUCCGCGAAUCGCCGGCAUGGAUGGCUGACAAGUAUUUGAACGGCCUCUCCGACCCAGUGCGCCGAGAUUUCGACGAAACUACCGACAAGACUAAACGAUACUGGGCGCAACAUCCCGACUUUUUCUUGCUCCAUUUUGGUAACUCUGGAUCAAGCUCUGAGGCAUCCAGUGGGAAUCAGUCAACGCUGCCGACGCAGGUUUCGUCUGAUCUUGCUGAAGAUGAUGGGCACGUUGAUCACAAGACAUUUAUCCACGCACCAAGGCCGCGCCGCGAACAGCGGAUCGCCGCCAACUUGGAGGAAAUGAUCGAACAGGCCGAGGCCUACGAUCCAAUCUCCCCUGCUACCUACGAAGCUGUCCACAACGCGCCCGAGAGGACGUUGAGGCAGCCUGACAACUACCAGACGUACCAGAGCGGGUGGCAACAACGUCUAUACGCAUUGUGGUGGGGACAUCAGAACUACGCUCAGCCAGCGUUCGCCCAUGGAUAUCCCGGGGAGUAUACACGGUGGUCGCAGGGUCAACAAAUACCUCCUUAUGAGCAAUGUCAGCCUCAACCACCACCAGGAUACUUACAAUACCAUGCUACCCAGUCGAUGUAUAUGCCUGGGUAUCAUGCUCAGUACCAGCAGCAGUAUAUCCCAUGGCAGCCAGGAUUUGGCUACUACAGACAGUUCCCAGUACAAAGGCCAGCAUAUGCGGCACAUCAACGCCCGCGAUUUAACACUUAUGCGGAUGAGAUGACAUGGAUGGGCUUCGCACGUUGA